AUGGCGACGCGUUGGUCAGCGGCGGCCGUCUUGUCGGCCCUGCUGGUGGUGCUGGCGGCGGCGACGUCGGCGUCGGCGCAGCCGGUGCCGGGCGGGAUGACCGUGUACGUGCCCGGCGUCGGGAAGCGCAACACCGAGUCGACGUGCAAGGACGACGGCAAGACGAAGAAGGGCAAGAACAAGCCCAAGCCCAAGCCCUGCACGGCCAGGUGCACCGACCGCUGCCCCACCAAGUGCCUCGUCCUCUGCCCCGGCUGCGUCACCUUCUGCCUGUGCGACUUCUACCCGGGCGUGGCGUGCGGCGACCCGCGCUUCACCGGCGGCGACGGCAACAACUUCUACUUCCACGGCAAGAAGGACCAGGAGUUCUGCAUCGUCUCCGACGCCGACCUCCACAUCAACGCCCACUUCAUCGGCAACCACAACCCGGCCUCCGGCCGCGACUUCACCUGGAUCCAGGCCAUCGGCGUGCUCUUCGCCGGCCACCACCGCUUCAGCCUCGCCGCCGUGCACUCCGCCAAGUGGAACCCCGAAGUCGACCACCUCGACAUCGCCUUCGACGACGAGCCCGUCGCCCUGCGGCGCGCCGUCGGCGCGCGCUGGUCCCCGGCCGCCGCGCCCGCGCUCUCCGUCACGCGCACCUCCCCCGCCAACGACGUCGUCGUCGAGCUCAGGGGCGUCUUCCGCCUCGUCGCCAGCGCCGUGCCCAUCACCGCCCAGGAGUCCAGCGUCCACAACUACGGCGUCACCGCCGACGACUGCCUCGCGCACCUCGACCUCGGAUUCAAGUUCCAGGCGCUCUCCGACGAUGUCCACGGCGUGCUCGGGCAGACAUACCGCUCCGACUACGUCAGCAAGCUCAACGUCGCCGCCAAGAUGCCCGUCAUGGGCGGCGCGGAAGACUACGUCUCCUCGGGCCUCUUCGCCACCGACUGCGCCGUCGCCAGGUUUGGACGCAGCGGCAUUGCCAUGGUCACCGAUGCCAAGUACUGA
Molecule: messenger RNA, 993 nt
Organism: Lolium rigidum
Lineage: Eukaryota; Viridiplantae; Streptophyta; Magnoliopsida; Poales; Poaceae
Exons: 2
Coding region: 1-993 (330 amino acids)
Source: RefSeq, a predicted model, not a curated record